AUGGAGCCUUCCCCGUUUAAUAGAAGACAAUGGACUUCCCAGUCUUUGAAAAUCACUGCGAAGGAGCUUUCUCUAGUCAACAAGAACAAGUCCUCAGCUCUUCUGGAGAGGUUCUCCAAGUAUCAGAAAGCAGCUGAAGAAGCCACUGCUGAGAAAAGAAGAAGUAACCCAGAAAAUCUCCCCCCUCAUUUUAAACGGGGGAAUCUGAGUGUGUUAAAGAAGAAGUGGGAGAAUCCAGUGCCGGGAACAGAGUUUCGGAAGGAAACGCUCCGGGGCAGCUGUGCUGAGGUUGGGCACAAGGUCGGCAGCCCCGGGCUGGGAGCCGGGAGCGCUCCCGCUGCUCCCCCAGACGCGGAGCGACCCCCGGGGGCUCCUGCUCCCGCUUCCAGCCCCCCCGAGCAGCCGCGGGGUCCCGCUGGGGACAGCAGGAGGCUUACAAGCCACUCAGCGGAGAGUGGGAAAAUGGAAAACUGUCUGAGAGAGCCCCGGGAAGUGGAGAAGCCUGAAGGCAGCGAGAACGCGGACUCCGCGGGGAAGAUCGAGAAGUACAACGUUCCUCUGAGCAAGAUCAAGAUGAUGUUUGAGAAGGGGGAAGCGGCUCAGCCCAAGGUCCCCAGAGACCAGAGGAAGGCAGCAGUUGGGAGGAGAGUCUCUGAAAACAGCCUCUCUUCGGAGGACUUUGAUGCUGGCCAAGGGGAGAAGAGCCACAGUGCAUCAGGGCAUCUUAUAGAGACUAGUCCAGCCCUCAGCCCAGAGAAGGCAGAGACCAAGAGAAGCCUGGAGAUGCCUCGCUUGUCAGAAACAUCGAUAAAGGACAGACUGGCCAAGUACCAGGCAGCUGUGUCCAGGCAGGGCAGCUCCUCAGGCCCCGUCACCAUGAAUGAGAUUCAAGCCAGUGAAAGUGAACUCAAGAAUUACAAAUCUGAGCAGAAGGAGAAUAUGCCACCAAGUCUUGAGGACUCCAUUUCCUGUCAGGAUGGGGAGAAGGUUUCUGCAGGUGAGAACAACUUGUCUUUCCACUCUGGUCUUCUAGAGGAUGGCAAUGUUGGACAAAACUUGGAGAGAGAGACAGAAGUUCAGAAACCUGUCAGCACAAAGCAGCAAAACAUUGCUUCUAAAACAGCUGGCCAGACAGAUGCAUCUCUGCCAAAAGGAGUUAAGAAAUUUCAGUUGCCAGUGAAGGAAACCUGCGUGGGGUGUCAGAAGACCGUGUACCCGAUGGAGAGGCUCUUUGCCAACCAGCAGGUGUUUCACAUCAGCUGCUUCCGCUGUUCCUAUUGCAACAGCAAACUCAGUCUUGGUACAUAUGCAUCUCUGCGUGGGAAUAUUUACUGCAAGCCUCACUUCAAUCAGCUCUUCAAAUCCAAAGGCAAUUAUGAUGAAGGCUUUGGACACAAACAGCACAAGGAAUUAUGGGCAGGCAAAACUGAAUGUGAAGAAUCCCCAGAGAAAACUGUCCAGGGUGUAAAUGCAGCAGAAAGUCCACACAGCCCAGGAGUAGAGGAUGCCCCAAUUGCAAAAGUAGGAGUUCUGACAGCAAGUAUGGAGGCAAAAGCUUCAGCUUUGCCUGAGAGAGAAGAGAAACCAGCAGAAACAAAAAAGCUCCGGAUCGCCUGGCCGCCUCCUUCUGACCAAAGCAUUCAAGGAAGUGCCUUAGAUGAGGGCAUCAAAGUACUCAAACCCAAGUGGCCCCCAGAAGAAGAGAUUUCCAAGCCAGAUGUGCUGGAGGAUGUGGAUCUAGAUCUGAAAAAGUUAAGAAGAUCUUCCUCAUUGAAGGAAAGAAGUCGUCCCUUUACAGUUGCAGCCUCAUUUAGAACAGUAUCUGUUAAAGGCCAUAAAACAGAGAAUUCACCUUCUCCUUCUAAGGCAGAGAGAGACAAGUUGAAAAGAAGUGAGGAACUGGAAAGAGAGGUCCUGGUAGACAAAAAGCAAAAGGAAAAGAAGGUUGAGAAUAGGAACACCCAGACUGCUGAAGAGAAAAACCUAGAGGAAGAACAGGAUUUGUCUCAUGUCAAAGCAGUAGAGCACAACUUUGUAGAAAAUGGGCAGGUGAAUGCAGAGACAGAUGAGGAACAACACAUGAUGGAAGAGCAGGAACUUCCAAAUGAAGAAUUCCUUGAACCAAAUUCUCCUAAACAUUCCAGCUUAGCCAAUGUCAUGACUGCUAAGGAAUCAUCCAACCAGAAUCGCAAAUCCCAAGAUGUUGGUUUCUGGGAAGGUGAAGAUAUGGAAGAUCUGUCUGUGGAAGAACAGAUCAAGAGGAAUCGUUACUAUGAAGAUGAUGAUGAAGAAUAA
Molecule: messenger RNA, 2295 nt
Organism: Chaetura pelagica (chimney swift)
Lineage: Eukaryota; Metazoa; Chordata; Aves; Apodiformes; Apodidae
Gene: LIMA1
Product: LIM domain and actin binding 1
Exons: 10
Coding region: 1-2295 (764 amino acids)
Biological process (GO): actin filament bundle assembly
Cellular component (GO): plasma membrane; actin cytoskeleton
Molecular function (GO): actin filament binding
Source: RefSeq, a predicted model, not a curated record